AUUAUAUUGAAUGUUCCCACAGUUCCUAUCCAGUAAGCCAAACUGAAAAACCAGUCCUUUGCGAUGUCUAAUAAUGCGCUGGGGCGUAACCGGUUACCUCCUAAUUGAAAGACCUGCUGACUCGUGGGCAACCCAUUCCAUUUGCGAAAAAGUUUCCAGCCAUAGGAUCUCGUAAGUGAAAAUACUUGUAAUGUAAUCGUUUUGUUCGUGUUAUAAUAUUAUGAUAUUUCUGUUAUCAGAUUGUUUUCAAACAUGAGACGACACACUGGAAUUCUGAAGUUGUCGACAGAUUUUAAAUUUCUUAAAUGGAAAAGAAACAGAAAUGUAUAAAAAAUGUUUUGUGUGGUGGGGAGCUGAAUGUUGUUUGCUUACAAAGACAUACGCGACCAUUUUUAUAAUUCGUUUAUUGAAAAGUUUAAUAUUUGGGUCUCUGCUUCACACAGAAAGUACUUUCUUUUUUUCUUUAAAUUUUAAUAAUGCUUUGAAAUUUACAACAAAAAAAAAGAAACAACUAUUUAAAUCUUCUUUAUAACAUUUUAAAAAAAAAACACCAAUCUGAAGCCAAAAGUCAGAGUAGUGAACACUUUGUACGCUUCUGGUCAUUCAAUUAGCAGAACACAAGAUUAAAAAUAAUAAUAAUAAUAAAGUUCAUUUGAAAAUCACGCUUCAUCCCCAAAGGCUCGAAGCGCGGUACAUAGUCCACGAUAUCAAAAUUGAAAUGAAAAAAUCCAUACCAUACCACACUGAAACACAAAACUCAACUUCACAAAAACUACAAACGAGAAAACCCAUUCCAAGUCUGUCAUCCCCUACAAACACAAACAAAACAGGCCAAAACACACCUAGGAGACAAUAGCCAGCUGGCAAAGAUGGUAGACAACAUCGACCCAGCAGGUGUUUGCGAAAUAGAUGUGUUUUCAAUUCGGUUUUGGGAAAGUACAAACCUGGUCACUCAGAUACCAAGACUUAUUCCUAGUCGAGGCAAGCUACAUCGCAGGGUGAAACGAAAGAGCGGAGAAAGUGUUCCUCGCUAUGUGAAGUUAUCACGCAAUGUUUGCGUUAUUUAUCUUAUUCAAUAGUAAACGUCCUUAUAGUCUAGCUUACUAUGGAUCUGCAGCAUUACUAGUCUGAUAUUAUAUAUAAUAACUUUUUAUAGAAAGUUUAAGAACCUUGAAACUUGAGUGCUGCAGUUCUAAGAUUAGAAUAGUAGUAGAGUAUUGUUUCAUAUUUGACUUUUUCUAUUUUUCCCUAGUGGGACGCAAACCUGUUAUUUAGUCGCCUGCAGCUUUCAAGCUGAUCCUUUUGACGUCAGUUUUGACGUCAGUGUUGACGGCAGUGAUGACGUCAGUGUUGACGUCAGUGUUGACAUCAGAAAUGGCGCCAUUUAUAUAUUAGUGCCUGAUUGCAAAUGUAACAUGAAAAUCUACAAGUAUUUAAAGUUGUGCAAUUAUUUUUAUAAACACAUUGAAUGCAUAACUAUAGAUUGAGUGAAGUGACCAGCCAGCUUUCAUGUGCUGGAACCAUUUUACACAUAUUUUGUUUUUAAAUUGCUAAUAAUUUGAGUCAACAAAGAAUUGUGUCUUAUCUUAUUUUACAUUUUGGGGGAAAAAAAAGUAGAAAACACAAUCAGGUCAUACCAAUGUCUCUUGACUUUCCGAGGCCCCCUUUCAAACUUCGGUUCCCCCUCUCCCCCCGCAUUCGAAGAUGAAUUUAUUUUUAAAAAAUGUGCAUUACAACUUUGAGCCCCUUAAAUAUCCAAGGCUCCUUGAAGCCAACGUCGUCACAGUGCCCAUAUGACGUAUCUGGGUCACGUGGUACCUACAUUUUUAAUGAGCAUCUCUGGGAUCGAGCGUAGGAUGAUUAAAAAAAACUAAUUUCUGGCAUGUGCUAAAAUUCAUUCUUGUAUUUUGAAUCAAUACAUAGCAAUUAUUUGGAAGGUCAUAUACCAGUUUAUGUAAGGCGCUGGGCGCCAUUAUACCAUCUAACAUGUUGAUAGAUGUCAUUUCCCCCUCCACCCAGGGUGCUUGAAAAAAUCCUUUCCCCCGCUGAAAUUAACAAAUAGAAACAUUGGAUUCGGGUAAACAGUAAAUGCAACUCAGACAUUUGAAAUGAUCCACACUUGGCUGGGGAGGGGCUAAUGAGCCCUUUUUGGCCAAGCCAUGAUCCCCUUAGAGUUCUGCCACACUUUCCAAAUUGAAAUUAAAUUAUAGCUGGCCCUUGUCGCCAAUUUUGGCCCAUUUAUAGAUACAUUGCGUAGUGGCGUGCUUUCUGCUGGGAUCAAGAGCAGUGUCGAUUAAAUAUUUACUGGGACUACAUUCGCUGACACUGCAUCGGCUGACACUUCAUCGGCGGACCCUUCAUCGGCGGACCCUUCAUCGGCGGACACUUUAUCAACAGAAUACAAUCGUGGACAAACAUUUCAAACAAACAGAGAAAAAGUUCUAUUAUAUGUCUAUCGAUUAAAUAUACCCGCUUAUGAAAUAUGUCUGUUGAUGAAAUAUAAUUGUUGAUGAAAUAUGCUCAUUGAUGAAAUAUAUCUGUUGAUAAAAUAUGUCUGUCGAUGAAUUAUGCCUAUUGAUGAAGUGGCUUGUAAGAAUUCAUUUGCUUGUUCACAUGAAAUGUUUGUGUUAAAAUAAAAUAUUCAAAACGAUUUAUGUGGAAACUUGAUUUUUAAAAAAAAAGACAAUUACAUGAACUUUUGCACUGAUAGCCCACCACCACAAACCCAAUUUACAACAACAACAACACCAACGCGAGCCAUACAAAUCGAAAGAAAAGAAUUAGAAUUCUAACCUAGUUUAUUCGAUGAAAUUAUGACGGUUCAUGGCAACGUCACAAGAGAAUAAACUGUAUGAAAAAACUUUGGGUGUCUUCGCUUCGACCUCCGUUUUGUAAGAUUAUAUUUAAAAUGUCAUUUUUAAAAAAUUCUUUCUUCUUUUUCAUCUACAAUUAUAAACAUUGUUAUUUGGUCAGAGAUUUAUAAACCAUCUUGGUAUCAUUGAAAAGAGUGUAUAAAGAGAAAUAUCUAAAGAAUGAACACCAUAUAUAGUACUCUCAGUGAAUUUGUGAACUAAAAGCAACUUUACAAACAAAUCGCUGCACCGACUUCUCUUCAGACAUUUCAACACAAAUGAAAAAAAAUAAAUCGUUAGUGAAUCUGUCAACCAUGUAACCAUUAGUGAAUCUGUCAACCAUGUAGCCAUUAGUGAAUCUGUCAACCAUGUAACCAUUAGUGAAUCUGUCAACCAUGCAAGUAUUUUAAGGUUAUGCAUAACAUAAUAUUUAGCGGAAUAACGGCUCCAGCAGAACUAACUUUGUUUUAAUUUCACUAAAACAGGAAGUAGAAUGACACGAAGGACGUCAUCGACAAGCUGUGUCCUCAAUUUGGUGACUUGCCUAGCACUACACCUGCUUUGGCUUGUUGCCGUGUCUAGCAUAGAAGGUAAGUGGCGUGGCGUUCAACGUCUUAAAUGUUGAUAUAACUGGUUUGGGGGGAGGGAAGGAGAGUGGCAGGAGCCGGCCAUGCGAGGCAAUCCUUUUUAAUUCCUUUAUAUUAACUUCGCUUUUGUUGGCGUGUUCGUGUGUUCGGGACGAGAUCUCCAGUAGCUAGGUCACCCAGUGCUCACCAUUGUAUCGGAGAUUAAUAAAAGAAAAUAUCGCAAAUACGUUUUGUGCGAAGUAUUUUCUCACGUGAUUCGGAAAUACUGGGUGUAAUAAAUCUGGGGUGGAAAAAUCGGGUGGGGAUUUGGAAUAUUGAUUUAGUUCAGGGGCGUUUACAAAAUGUUCGUUUACGUGGAGACGACAUAUUGGGAUUCUUAUAAUGUGGGUUACUUGGAUGCCAGUUUAGUCAAAUGUCGGUGUUUAUCUUUAUUGCAAAUCAUUUGGAAGGCUAACUGACACACUUCUUGUCAUCCUAUCGAGCUGAACCUUAGCGCAAAAACUCAAUGACGCUGAAAACUAAGUUUAUAAAAUAUUCAGCCCCUCUCCCUCCCCCAAAUCUUAAAAAUCAGUUUUUCCUGUUUUUCAAGAGGAGAUAAAAGAAAAAUAAUGCAGUGAUUUUUUAAAGAACUGUAGUCACCGCUCAGGCGCAAAAAAAAAACAAACAAACAAAAAACAAGAAAAUAGCCAUACACAAUUUUUGUACAAAAAAAAACAUUGUUUUUAAUGUGUUAUGUUUUUAUAAAUCCUUUUUAUUAACUUUGCAAAUCUUUUGAUGGUUAAUUGACAGACUUUCGUUCAUCCUAUCGAGCUGAGCUUUGGCACAAAGACUUUUUUGCCGAUUACAACCCAUUCUAUCUAAUUUUCAGCUCCCACACUCUACCCAAACCCAACCCCACCCCCACCCCCCAAUCAUUUUUUUUUACUGUUUUUCAGUAGAGAAGAAGAAUGAAAUAUGAUUUGUACAAUGUUUGAAUGUUUUUAUGUGGAGAUUAAGUGUGUUGCUGUUGCCCUGUGCUUUGCACUUGUGAUAUAUUUGGGUUUUGUAACGAUCGUGUAAUGAUAACGAUGCUGUUUAUAAUUAUAGUUGUAGUAUAAAUUAUCCACAUUCACAAAGCUCGAGGCGGAGUCCAUGAAUUCAGCAUCACGAUAUUUAUUAGAUAGAAAUUACACUUUACACUGCAUUAUACACAUCUCCGAAAUUGAAGGAAAUGUAAUUGAUAUAGUCUUAUUACUUCACAAGUAACUUUCACACAGAUCUAUUGAAGAAGGAACACGAUGCUACGAGAUGUAUGGCAAAGAGCCUCUCUUCAAUAUGCACCUUCCAUCGUUUUACUUCUGUUCCUGUACUCUUCUGCGCAUGACUUAUAAUAUAUAAUUCACUUCCUGUUCCUCCUAAUCUUAAAAAAAACAAUACAUUAUUCGAAACAAAAUUAUUAUCUCAAUAUUUGAUCUGGGACAGGUUUAAAUAUAUCUUUUUUUGUUUUCUGGGUUUUACACAAACUAACUUUUAUAAAAAUUAUUUAUUUUCUAAAAAAAGGCUGCUACAAUUUUCAACCAGUUCCAGUUGUCUAAUAAACUUGAAAUUUUCCAUAGUUACGCAACCACGUUGACUAUACAUGAUCUGCAGGUCACUAUUUACCUUCACUUUCCCUUUAGUGACCUCUGUGUGUCAAAUUUUACAUCUUUAAUUUAACCACUCAGCCACCCGACAACACUAAACCCUGCAAGAUCAGAAGCUCAUCAAAGACCUCAGCUGACCUUGAGUAUUCUCUGUGGGUCAAAUUUUUCAUCUCCAUUUUGACCCAUAUUCUCAUCUCAAAUUGAGCUGAAACUUCGUACACAAGGCUAACCCCCACCCCCCCCACCCCCCUCCCCCAUGAAAAUACAAACAGGCCACAAGUCAUGGCAAAUAAAUUAUAAUAGAAGAGUAAAAUGUAAACAAAAAUAAUAAUCUAUAGAAUUUUUUCAAAACACAACACAGGAUUUUGCAAAAAUGUGCUAAAAAUAUAUACUAAAUUAUCCGCAAAACAUCAGGGUUGUGUUGUUACAGUCAUAUAUCCAUAGAAGCUUGGGGAACAAAGGCAGCAGGUGCGGUACUGUAUAUUGGGACAGUGCUCAAGGCCAGCAGUUUGGGUCCCUGUCUUUGUCUAUCAUAACUUAUCAUUCAGGAAAACAAUAUAGGGCUAUUUUGCAUUGAGCUUGUUAGGAGUUGACAUUAGGAAUUUAGGUCAAAACUGAUUGCAGCAAUGGCACUACAUCUGAAAUGUGUUAGGGAUAAUGUAUGGGAUAAUAUUUUAAAAUUCUUGUCUUUAAAGUCAAAGUGGACUACACCAGCAAUGACCAGCAGGGGAACGCCAUGCCUGAUGACAUCAACGUGACCGUGAGCACCGGGACCAACACGACGGCCAUUUUACGCCUCUCCCGUGUCCCACACAUCAACCUUGACUUUCCCCUGUACACACUCAACCAUGACGGCACCGGCACGAUUGUCAAACAAAGAGAAAAACGUGCAACCAAAAAGGUGAGUGGUUGGACUUUUUGUAGUUUCGCAGUUGCCUCGAAGCCACUGAAAAUAAUACUUUUUAUUAAAUCUUGACCCUCUUUAUCAGGUCUGCACAACUCAAAAUGUAUGGUGGGCCGAAAGAAAAUAGGACGGGGGAAAGCUUUUAAGAAAAUAAUAAUAAUAAUAAAUAUUUCUUUACUUACGAAAUACGUUUAAUGUGACACAAUGCAUUGUUUUUCGGCAACAAGUUUGACGUAUUCAGGAGAAAUACUGGAAGUGUCAUUAUUAAUGCAUGGGCAAUAUCUAGUGCAGGGGCCACUGUCUGUUUCUAUUAAGCAUAAUUUAAGAUAUAACACAUAUUUUAUUUAUGUUUGUCUCAUUCCUUCUUGUUUGCCCUCACUCCACUUUAUCCAGAUGACCGCCUUCUACCAGGAAAAGGCCACCGGCGCCGUUUUUCAGAUAACGAGAAAGGAAAAUCGCAGGAACAAGACAGAUUUAUUCAAGCUGGUAAGUCAAAUGAGUUGGAUUUUGGAUUUAUCAUCCUGCAGGAAAACGAUUUUCCCUUUGCGUGAAUGAAUAGUCGCUGACAAAUAAAUAUACGUUCAUGUUUAAUAAAUGGCAAAAAUUAUGCAACGGGAGUCGUAUCCGUAGAGUUUUGGGAUUAAAUUCACUAUGUUUUAAAAGUGUAAAAUUUGAUGAAUAACGAAUGUGGUGAAAUGACUUUUAUAUAAGGGGGUGUGGAAACAACUCUCUGAUUGUUGUCACACCUGUUUGUUUCUAGGGGUAGUUAGUUAUGUCAAUUUCACACAUUAAGGGUCAUAAUUACAUUACUCCUUUUUACCUUAGCUGCCAAAUUCUUCAUAGCACCAAUUUAGUAAAUGAAAUGAACGUAUUUAUUUACAUGUAUUUUACUAUAUGGCAUAAUAGUGAAGUAUGUGCAAAACAUUUUUAUUUUGCAACUAUUUAAGCUCUAGUCUAUUAUGAAAAAUGGCCUCCCGUAUAGCCUAUGACUCAUCAUAACGAUUGCUUUGCUUUUUAACACAAUCGUAUAUACUCAGACAUUUCACACUUUACUUAUCAGUCACUCGUGCUGAUCGCCUCGCUUGAACAUCCUACUUGAUCAGUCACUAGUAGUAUGUGGAGGUGGCUCCUCCGAUACUUCACUCCGUGGCUUUUCAGGGCGAUCACGUAAGUGGGCUGACAGACCGGAAGGUUAUGAAGCAGCUCCGAUGAUCUGGUCAGAUCAUGCAAAAUAAUGAAGAUCACUUCAACGUAGAAGUGGAUCUUCGGGUCCUGUCCUUCGUGGCUCCUUGGGGCGUUCACGCAAGGGGACGAAACAGCAAAUGCGAUUCAAUAGAAUUACUUCAAGGGUGGAAGUGAAUUCUCUAAUUCUUUACCUCGUGGCUUUUCGAGGCUCAGCGCUUUUCAAGGCGUUCACGUAGGUGGCUGAUACCAGUCACAACUGUACCUUCUGGGAUACCUCUUCCCCAGUACGCUGUGGUGGGUGUAUUUAAGACUUUACUUUGGUAGUAAGGUCCAUCAGCCCGCAGUCCUAUCGUUGCGGGCAAUGAAUUGGUCUUCCGGAGGUGGCUCCUGGGCGGGGCUCGAAGACUCAGGCCUCAGUACACCGAUUCCUCAAUUCAGCAGCUAAGGUGCUGUUGACUCUACUGUAGUAAUACGGCGAUCUAGCAACCAGGCUAUAUGUGAAUGAUGAUAAAAGAAAAGAAGGGAACAACUUUUUCCAAUAUUCUUGAACUAACAAUUCUCUCUUCAAAGGCAACGAAUUUAGAUCGAGGUAUCAAAGGAGAUAUAAGUUUUACAAUGUUAAUAUCCAUUGCGAUAUUCUUAUUCGUCUUAUCACCAUGGCCGGCACAGGCCUGGGUGGCUAGCGUCAACACGUGGCAAUGAUUCUUUUCAUACAUAAUUAUACAAUCACUUAAUAAUAUACGGAAUGGAUUAAUGCUAUAUCCAUCUAACUAUAAUGGAUAACAUAUGGCUGACAAGUAUCCAUUGGCGACAUCACCAUCGAUACGAUGGGAUGAAGUCUAGAUAAUGAAAUCUCAAAAUGGCUGACACGUGUCCAAUGAUGAAGGCACGUGUCAAACAUUUAGAAAAUAUAAAGUACAAAUGAACUAACUAAAUUCCUUCUAAUCAGAAUGAUAAUACAUAUAUUAAAACAUUACAUUUUUAACCAACUAUGUACAAGGUAAUACAAAUAUUCAAAUAAAGAAAUGAAAUCAAAAUGUUCGUCAACCUCACUAGGUCUAGAGAAAGCCGGCUUUAAGGUGCUCUAAGUUGGCUGCUGACUUAAGAGUCGAACUCGAAAAGAAAGAUUUUAGUUAAGCGACGGCUUGUAUAAUGAUUCUAUUCUAUUUGCUUAUUGGAAAAUCACUACCAUGUGAUAUCCGAGUCCAGUAAACUUAAUAAUUUGAUGCGUGACAUAAUCGCUCACCCAAAACGGGACACGGGGCAGCGUUUGCUUUAUUGAUUUAGUUCUUGGUUCGAUUCUUGGUUCAGUUAGCUGGUCAGAAAAUUUAUCAGUUCAGUAUGCAACUCACUCUUCACACUCUUAAAUCCCUCAACUGAAAGAAUGAAAAAUAUAUUUUUAAAUUGUUUUUACUGAAGUUUCAUUUUUAAAAAUUCUUCCUUGACAUCCUCCUCUAAUCGAUGAGUUCUCAAUCAUAGAAUUUUAACACAUUUUCUGAACAAUAAUUUUAAAAAAGUUAUUAAAUAAAUUACAUAAAUUGAAAACACCUAUUUGGCCUCACUGAAUUAAUUACGUUAUAUAAAGAAAAUAGGUCUAUAAUUUUAUAUGUUCUAUAUAUUUGAAAGUUUGAACAUAAAUAAAAGGGUUAAAAUCAUUUAAAGAUUUCGAUAAAAUAUUGGGAUCAUCAAAAAUUAUUUCGAGGUUAGUGUUCUUUCAUGGCAUCAACUAUUUCAGUUACAUUAAAGGUUGAAUUGAUAUCAAAAUUUACUACUCAAUAGAAAAGAUUCAUAAAGAUGAGAAAGUUCGUUGUUUUUUUUUUAAAAUAUAAUUUCGCUGAAUUUUGUAUUUUUUAAAAAAAAUUUUUGGUCCAUGGAUGGGGCGAUUUGGGGUGGGGCAUUAGAUGUGCUCAGGUUUGCACUUCCCCCCCCCCCGAGGGUUUCCUCAAGUAAGCACUGCUGGGCGGUACUGUGCAUAUGGCUGAAUUAGUUGACCAAUAGACUUGCCCCACUUUUAUCCACAACUGAAUCAAAAGAUUAUGUUACAAUUAGUUAGCUAAUCUAUUUGUGAUUAAUAAUAGCAGGUUUUUAAAGUGAUUAUUUACUUGUAUGAAAGCAGAGACAAAGUUUUAAUUGUUGUAACAGAAAUUGUUCUUUCUCAAUCAGAACAACGUCUGGCCAUAGCUGAAAAAUCCAGUCAGAUGUCAUCUUUUAAAAAAUACGUUAUUUCCGAUUUCGCUAAAUAUAUUUAAAUUAACUAACAAUAUUCAAAAUAACACAUAUUUUUUUUUGUCAAUUAAUAUUGUUGUUCUUUAUUUCAAGAAAGGAGCAUUCAAAAUAUCCGGAAAAAGCUUUUUCUUAAAAUCCGAGAAAAGAAGGAAAAGGAAUUUCCAGACAACGGCGUCCUCAACGACAUCGAGAUCCACCUCUAAAGCUUCAUCCCCUUCGAUGUCCGACACUGAAGACGAGAUUUACAGCCUUGAAGUCCAGAGAGUCCAGAGACCAACAAUCCACGACUUCAUGGAAGCACGUAAGAAAUAGACUUACAAUAACGUUGAGUAACCAGACUUGUCUUAAUGAUUGAUUGCAUCCAGUGCAGAACAGUGUUUAAACCUUGUUUUCGUCCGUCAAAAAUCGACCAGGAUAAUUUCUAUCAUCCGACAUUGAAAAGAUCUUCUUCUACUGUGUAUGCUCAGAUGGCUGAUAAGGCCGAUUCUUUCCACACAAAAAAAGACUGGGGAUUUAUUGGGCUUCUCCAGGUGAAUAGUUAACCCGGGCUUUUCUGCUCUGCAGCCCCUGUUCUCUUCGCUUCAUGAUGUAUGGGUAUUUAGUGAAAGAGGAAAACCUCAAAGCUGGAAUUAAUGCCAUGUCGCUUACGUAUUUCUGUUCAUAUCGAGCGCUUUCAAUGGGGCUUUUUAGGUUGUCUUUAAUCGUUUCUUCUGGCUAACAGCAAGUUGCCUUACCCUCAAUUUUUUUUUCGGCCUCCUCCCAUCACAUAUCGAUAUGUAUUCCAGUUUUCUGUGCUUUUUAUGUGCACAUUCAGGUGACCCCAAAUUUCUUUGAGCUACUACUUUUGUAUGUCCAUCUUUGUCUGGUGUGGAAGACUUUUGAGACUUUGUUUAGUUCAGUUGUAUUUCAUGUUUUCCACGGCGAGGCAUUUCAUGUUUUCCACUACGCUGAAUGAGACAUGUUUCAUUCUACAUGCUCGAGCAGACUAUAAAAUAGUCUUAAUCGCAAGCGGUUGGGAGUAUGACAUUCGCGCAACACGAUUGCAUUAAAAUGGUAAAGAUGGUGUAGAGACCUACCAGUGCUCCUCGGUGUUUAAGACCUUGUCGUUCGAUUUGGUGUCGUGUGGUGCAGCUAUCUUGCCUUGCGCUAGUAUACUGUCCAUGUUUAAUACGCAUAAAAAUGUAGGGAAAACAUCCGUUUUGUAGACUUUUAUUUUAAUUAGGGUGCGAUUGGUCAAUUUAUUCUUCGAUAAUUGUCCAUAGCUUGCAUUGGCUCUUGCAAUAUUAAAGUUAAUCUUGUCAUUGGUUGUUGCUUUUUGGGACCUUGUCCGUUCAAGGUAGGAGAAGCUAUUCCCCUAAGUACGCUUUAGUCAUUUAAUUGAUUGUUGUUGUCAACAUGAGGUCUUCGAGGAGCUGGUUUAUCUAAGACCUGUUUAUUUUUCAUGUUAAUUUUGAGUGGCAAGUGCUGUCAUUGGAGAAGUUUCCAACUCUGCUUUUCAUAUUCGUUGCAUAUUAAAAAAGUAAUUUCAAAUCCAGAUGUUAACUUAAGAAUUUAGUCACUAGUGCAUUUAGAUCAGAAAUGAUUCUUUUCGAUUACUGUAUUCCUGAGAUUUAAAUAACAAGUGUAACCGAAAAUUUGCCAAAUAUUUGUUUUUUUUUCUUGAUCUCGAAAUGGAAUGACUAUGAUCAAGAAUAGUUGGUUCUCAGGCUGUUAGGAGCUUCUAAUUGUCCAGUUUUCUUCGAUACACUUUUCAGCUUGGGAGCAUGUCUUUAAGAUUUCAUUGUUAUUAUGAUAAAUUGGAAUAAUAUUUAAUACUUUUUACGGCUAAUUGCUGAUAUGAGGCUAUUUCAACGACGCGUGGAAGUUAAUUUUAAAUUGAACUAAUAAUAUUACUUUCUUUACUGUCGAAUUUUAUUCACAUUUAGCCCCGGAAGUGAUAGUCUCCAGAAAAACACUGACAAUGUCCAAUGCUCUAAAUGUAUCGGACCUGGACUCUCAAGAUCAAGAUACAAAGAAUGACACCACCAGCAGUACCGCCAAGCCCGAAGCAGACCAAAUCAUUGCUCUGUCAUCCGAACAGUCGCCUAUACAAUUAGUCUCUGACGGCUCAUCUGCAAAGCCAGACUUGUUCGCCAAACUCAUUCGCCGGCGUAGAGCGAUCACACCCAUAGCCGUUGAUGUUGCUGCUGUUGUUGACUACUCGGUAUACUUAAAGUUUCUGACAGAAGCAGGAAAUGACAGAACAGCCGCACUGCAAAAUAUACGGGAAUAUUUUGCAUUCAUAUUUAAUGGGGUGAGUAGGUAUUUUUUUUUUUUUUUUACGAAGGGGCCAUAAGCUACUGUAGUUGGUAACAUUUCAGAAUAACACGUCAUUGAAUAUAACUUAUAUUAAAAAUGUUUUACUUGUUUGGUAUUAUUGUCGUAUAUCUAAAACAGUUCUAUUAUUGUCGUGUAUCUAAAACAGUUCUAUUAUUGUCGUUAAACUAAAACAGUUCUAUUAUUGGCGUGUAUCUAAAACAGUUCUAUUAUUGUCGUGUAUCUAAAACAGUUCUAUUAUUGGCGGAUAUCUAAAACAGUUCUAUUAUUGGCGUAUAUCUAAAACAGUUCUAUUAUUGGCGUAUAUCUAAAACAGUUCUAUUAUUGGCGUAUAUCUAAAACAGUUCUAUUAUUGGCGUAUAUUUAAAACAGUUCCAUUAUUGACGUAUUUCUAAAACAGUUCUAUUAUUGGCGGAUAUCUAAAACAGCUCUAUUAUUGGCGUGUAUCUAAAACAGUUCUAUUAUUGUCGUGUAUCUAAAACAGUUCUAUUAUUGGCGUGUAUCUAAAACAGUUCUAUUAUUGGCGUGUAUCUAAAACAGUUCUAUUAUUGGUUUAUAUCUAAAACAGUUCUAUUAUUGGUUUAUAUCUAAAUCUGUUCUAUUAUUGGCGUAUAUCUAAAACAGUUCCUUCAUUGGUAAAAGGUUGACUUUGCUAAUUUAGUUUGUGAAAUUUAAUACACGGAAACUUGUAUCCGUUAAAAAAUAAGAAUAACUUUUUAGUCUCGUAUUUUUUCAUCAUCUUUAAACUCAAGGUGCCACUACUUUUCUCAUGACACACAGGUAGGCACAUAUUUGAACCUAAUCAGGUAGGCACAUAUUUGAACCUAAUCAGGUAGGCACAUAUUUGAACCUAAUCAGGUAGGCACAUAUUUGAACCUAAUCAGGUAGGCACAUAUUUGAACCUAAUGUUAAUAUUCAUGUGAUCAAAACCAAUAUUCAGCAGAUACCUAUUACAUUCAGGAGAUUAAAUUGCAAACAAAUGUUUUAUACCUAUGUUCAGGUGGAUCAGAGGUACCAGUCCAUCAACAUAAACACUGGCUUCCAUGUAUACUUAAGUCAAGUCUUUGUAGCUGAGGUAAUGUUCAAACGCUUAUAUUUAAACGCUUCACUCUGUUGUUACCUGCACAGGUAUUUCUUGUUCAUAUCACCUUAGUGUAAAUAUGUCCGUUGCUUUGAGAAUGUCACGCAUUAAGGACUUAGGUUCAUAUCACUUAUGUAGAAAAAAUAAUUUAAAAAUUAAAAAAAAAUAAUAAUAAAUUGUUAAAUCUAAUAACAUAGUCGCCUACGUAUUCUUUAAUUUUCUCUUUAUUUAAUAACUAAAUAAAUACACCUUUUGAAAAAAAAAAAAAAAAAAAUCUUUUGUUCAUGCCUGGUUCGGUGGGUUGUUGGCUAUAUCUUCGAACGGCUAAUUUAAAAUAAUUUAAAAAUUAAAAAAAAAUAAUAAUAAAUUGUUAAAUCUAAUAACAAAGUCGCCUACGUAUUCUUUAAUUUUCUCUUUAUUUAAAAACUAAAUAAAUACACCUUUUGAAAAAAAAAAAAAAAAAAAAAUCUUUUGUUCAUGCCUGGUUCGGUGGGUUGUUGGCUAUAUCUUCGAACGGCUAAUUGACCCACUUCCCUGCAACCAAUAUAGCUGAAACGUGCAACAUAGACUUAAUGCCGAUGAUAAAACACUAUUUUAAAUUUUGUAUCCCAACCCAAAAAAAAUCAUUUUUUCCUGUUUCUCAAGUAAGGAGAUAUGAUGCCACUAUCUUCACUAAAUAAAAUUCCCGAUAACUGCGCUAAAUGAGAUUCUGGAGAAUAAAAAUCGGAAAUGCGUUUGGUGCGUUAUAUUUUCUUGUUUUUCUGAAAUAAUUGGUGAAAUAAGUCUGGAUCAUUAGAAUAUUAAUAUUUGUUCAGGGGCGUAAAAAAGUGCACUUAUGAGACUUGGCAGGCGAGGAGGGGGGGGGGGGGAACAAAUUAAAAAUAAAAUAAAUUAAAUUUUGAAAUACAAACACAUUCAGUGCAUUAUUGCGGGUUUUCACGUCAACGGCUCUAACUUAUUAACUCAAAUUAUUGAUUCUAGUUCCCGAUUUCCACCCAAUCCUUUAAUCUAACCCUUAAUAACCAUAUUCUGUUUAAACCAUCGAACGUGUUUCACCACCUUGUUUCAAACCUCUAUCUCUUUUAACCAUCUACCUUAUUUAACACUUUGUUUCCAACCCUAUCUAUUUUAAACCCUUACAUGUUUCAACUUACUCCCUUUUUCAAGCCCUCCAUGUUUCAACAAGCAACCUCCAACUUCCCCCCCCCCUACGCUUCUGCCCAUUUUCAAUUUGAUUGCCCUAUUUUACAAAUGCCCACACUUUUAGUAAUUUAUUUGCAGACAGGAUCUACAUCCCCUCUUGCUGACACCAGCCACCCCAAUAAUUUUAUAGAUGCUAACGAAGCUCUCGAGGCGUUUGAGAACUUUGUCGCCCAAAGGGCGAAGGACGUAGUGACGUCAUAUGAUCACGCAAUGCUUUUUACAGCGUGAGUAAUGCAUAUUUUCCUUUACGUAAAUAUAUUAACGAAGUGUAGUAACGCAUUUGCCUUUUCAUAAAAGUUGAAUAAUCUUAAUGUUGAAAUAGAAAAUAAAAUUUGAUACAUGUACUUUUUUUCAAAACUAGAGAAACCCAUUGAAAGUUUAUUAAAGUGAUAUCAGCUGUUUGUUUUUUUCUUGUUUGAUAACUUACACUGAAAUUGUGCUGACAAUCUACAAAUGUCUUUCUAGAUACAACCUUACAGAUGGAACAAAUACCAAUAUAGCUGGUAAUGUUACGAAACUUAGAAUAAUUUUAUGGUAAAAUUUGAUAAUAUGUCGUUUCAUCAUUGAGGAAAAGUGGUUGGGGGGGGGGGUAAAAUAUUUGACAAAACGGUAUAGCCAACAACUUCUUUAUGUCUAUUCACCUCUUCGACAGCUUCGCUCCUCUGCAGACACGCGUAUCCUGCCCGUUCCCAAGACACACACUAAAACAUAUGGUGAAUUCUCUUUCUCUUUCUGUGUCCCCAAACAAUGGAAUUCUUUGCCACUACAAAUACGCAAUAUCCAAACCACUCAGGCUUUCAAAACUGCACUCAAAACAUAUCUUUUUAAAUUAUACUAUCCUGAGUGACUCCCCUCCUCUGACCCAAUAAAGAAUCUUGCUGGCGGUCGUCCAUGGUUUGCCUUGUAAAACGUUAUGUGGUGGGGUGGGUGAAUAUACAUUUUUUUUUUGUGCUGUUCUUUAUUUCAUCAAUGUAUUUUAUUUUAAUGUCAUGAUUAUGUCUCUUUUGAUAAAUUUUUUAUGUACAGUGCGGUGAGCCCAGCCCUAGGCUGAGGUACCACGCUAUAUAAGACCACUUAUUAUUUUUAUUAUUAUAUCUCUUAGGGUUGAACAAACAUGUAGAUUUAUUCAAGUCCAAAACUUAUAAAUAAAACACAGUUGCUGAGAAAAACACAGUUUUCAAAAUAUUUAGAUUAUUAUACUUCAAUAAUCAAUCUAAUAGAAGACUGUUAGGUUAGUUGUAUUAACAAAUUAAAAUGUAAAGCCAGACUUAGCUGAGGGCAGAAUCCAUGAAAUCGUGACUUCAAAGGAUGGAAAGAACCCAGGGGCGGUUUUAGGUUAGAGAUGUCUAGUGAAUCAAGAAAAUUAAGCACAUCUGUUUUAAGGGUAGUGAAAGGAAGUCAAUAAUUCAUACGUACACAUUCUAUACUUAACUCAAAUAAGUGCAACCUAGAGCAACGUUGUCAGGUGAUUAUUUGUAGUUUCGAAUAGUAAAUACAUCUUCAUAUAUUUAUAUAUGUAUAUAUAUAUGUAUAUUUUUUAAUAUAUUUAUUUAUUUAUGUAUGAAAACGAUGCGUAAAGUCUCCUAUUCAAUUCCAGUCCUUAUUCAUCUACUUUUUUAAAGACACGCAUUGUCAAAUAAUGGGUUCCUUUUGGUUUCGGAAUUUGAAAUAAAAAAUAUAUUUAAAAACCUUUUUUUUUAAAAAAAAGCCCCAAGAGUAAUGAAUUUUUUGGUCAGAAUACAGAAGAUUCUUUGUUGAAUGUAAAGCAAAAGGGUAGAGAUCACCAAAAGAUAUGUAAUGUCAAUUGAGUUGAAACAAUAGUAACAUUUGUCUUUUGGAAUGGUGUGCUUUUCAGGAGAGAAGAAGAAUUAUUUCACCAAAUGGAAUGGUAGAAAUAUUUAAAUAAAAUAAACGUGAUAUGCAUCUUUGAUCAAUGGCACUGAAGUUCAUGGUUGGCUCUGGUCUUUACCAUAGCAUCCUUUCUCUGGUCUGUACAUAGCAUCCUUGCUCUGAUCUGUACUAUAGCAUCCUUGCUCCUUGUACCAUAGCAUCCUAUACCACCGUGAUCGAUGCUUGACUUUUCGUCUUCCCGCACGGCACCACACCUGACGUAUUACCGUCUCCACACCAUCUGUCCAUCUCAGUCUCCGUUAAGCCUUGAACAUUUCUAAGCUAAAAGACAUUACCAUAUUUUGUGUUAUUUAAGAUUUAAAUUCUUGUGAUAUUUAGUAAAAACAAAUGAUUAAUUGGAAUAAAUAGCAUUUUUUUUAAAAAAUCCAAAGUCGGGAUGACAGAUAAUUAGUGUUAUUUCUAACAGCAACAUUAGGAUUGUGGUCACCAGAAAUGAACAAUAUUCCCGUCUGUACAGGUUUUGCCUAUGUCUCAACACUGUGUAGGACGGACGGCUCAAGUGUGUCGGUCAUAGAGGAAAUGAAUGACUACGAAAGCAUCAUUAUAGCUGCCCACGAGCUUGGUCAUAGGUUCGUAGAGUGCCUGGUGAAUACUAUUUGUUAUGGUACUGGGUAGUAGGUUCGUAAGUGCCUGAUUUAUACUGUUUUUUAUGGUACUGGGUAGUAGGUUCGUAAGUGCCUGGUUUAAACUGUUUGUUAUGGUACUGGGUCAUAAGUCAUAUAGCUCGUUAAAUAAUUGUGUUCCUUUCCAGAAUAGAGCAUUUUAAAAUAAACUAGCUUAAUACCUUUGUGCGUGUACCGUGUAUCGAGCGAAUGAAAAAUAAAAUAGUUACCUUUCAUAAUACGUAUUUUAUUUUAAAAUACUUUAACCUUUUAUAUUACAAAUAUUUCAAAUUAUUAAGUCUUUUAGUUUUUGGAAAUCUAAAUAUCAGUAAAUGAAUCAAUAUACUUGGCUGAUAAGUAAAAACACAUGUUGCACUGAAUGGAUAUUGCUAGUGAUAAGUCGUAGGUGAAUCAACGGCCAUAUUAUUUGGUCGGAUCCCUAAAACUGAGAUAUUAUAAGCAAGUCAGUUUUCUGAUUACAUACUAUGUAACCACAAAACUUACUAUUUUUUUAUGCUUUUCUACAUCGUCUGGGGCAUAGACCGUCUACUACAAUUUUCCACUCAUCACGGUCCUGUGAUUUCCUUUCCAAUUGCUUCCACGUGUAUCCCAUAUUUUGCAUGUCUUUUUCUAGCUGGCGUCCUCAUGUAUUCUUAGGGCUUCCUAUCUCUCUUUUCCCUUGUGGGUUCCUUGUUAAAGAUUGUCUUGUGAUGCAAUAUGGGGUUUUUCAGAGAGUAUGCCAUAUCCACAUCCGUCUUUUCUUUAUGAUAUUUUCAUCAAUGGGCAUCUGGUAGAUCCUUUCUAGUAGAUCUUUGUUGGUGAUUGUACUUGGCAAUUUGAUUUUCAGGAUCUUUAUAAGUCAUGUGUUUAUGAAUGUCUGCACUUUCUGCAUAAGACUCAGUGUUGUUUUCCAAAUUUCUGCACCAUAAAGAUGAACAUUUUUGACAUUUGUAUUAAAGAUUCUGACUUUGGUUUGCAGUUUCAGCUCCUUCGACUCCAAUAUUUUCUUUAAUAGCAAAAAUGAUGAUAUAGCUUUUCCAAUUUUAAACUCCACCAAGGCUGGUUCCAAGCACGGAUGCAAAAGGAGGAGGGUUGGCGUAAGACCAGCUGCCUCACCCGUAAAUACAAAUCGCUACAGAAACAAAAACUGACUUCCUUACAUUUUAAAGAGGGUACACAGAGUGUAUGCCUUGCCAAUAUCUGUCUUAAAAUGCCCAUAUUCUAUCUGGAGAAGUAAGUUUGAGAUCUCCUCUGCCUUUAAAUCGCUUCUUUGAUAAACCUUCAUUUCGAAUCGCAAGGAUCGGACUUUGAAUUUAGGCCACAUAUCGGAUGACUUAUCAUUUGUCCUCUUCGGCACGCGUUCCCUUUUUAGAAAAAAACUGUGCAGUGUGCGAUGUUAUGGUCUGAGGCUUUCGGGGAUAAAAAAAAAGGCAUUUAUUUCCAAGGUAAUGCUGAGGAGCUCUGUCUAUUUCUUCGUUAUCCCCUUCCUUAUGGGGUGCACUCAUCCCAAAGAAAUCAUCUUGUACCCUCGAAGCACAUAGGCUGCAUUAUUUACUGAUCAUUUCAUAAGAGACUGGUCUUUUUUCAAAUUUUGUGUUUAUUUUUUACGUCUGAAGAACUAAUUCGUGAAGCUUUAACUACUUUGUCAGAUAGGUUACUGCUCUACUCGCAGAUAAUAUUGAUUAACUUCAUAUCAUGAGGCGGGUGGUGAUGGAAGGCCAAACUUCUUAACUGUAUGGUUUGACUUUGAAAAAUAAUACGUAUUUCUAGGAGGCCAAUUCUUAAACACGUCAUCAACAGAGUAUCUUCUUUAUUAAUCUCAACACCAAAGCAAGCUCAAGAAACAAACCUACUAUUUCAACCAAAAAAAAAAGAAAAAUGAAAGCCUGUGAAGCAAAUCUUUAUUGGUAACCAUGUUUCGGCCCAAGUCAUUUAAAGGCCACAUAAGAGUUGCAUUAGAAAACACGACAUACAAACUUCCAGUGCACCUCCAGAGUACAAGAGGAAUCCCCGUAAGACAAUAUCAACUUCAAAGGGCUUGUUGGCCGAAUCGUCUAAACUGAGCAAACCUCAAGUUGGUGGUCUGGAGUUCAAUUACAGCCAAAUAGCUAAAACACCAACCCACCUGGAUGAGACUCGUUAACCUUGGUCGGCAACCAUCUAAGAGAAGGAAACUCUGCAGUUGGAGUCCCAUAAGGCCCAUGCAAUGACAGUGUCUGCAACCGUACCCAUCCCUGGUCGUCUUGACGAAGAGUCUCGCCACUGGAUAUGGUGGGCCCGGACAAGAGAGUGAGAUUGACAGCGCGCAACUCUUUCUCACUUUAAACAAAAGUCACCCGCACAAGUCAUCAGUCACUGGACGACGGACAAACAAUAAUAAUCAAAAUCUAUGUGUUGAUUAAUAUUUUACAUUAGUGCUUAACCAGGUGCAGUUUUUUUUUCCACCAGGUACAUGUAUUUUGAGAAAAUAUCCGGUUAGUCCAAAUGUUUUCUAUCAGAUGCCCUGUGUCAGAGUGAGAGUGGGCUGUCUUCGUCAACAGUUUGUGUCAACAAAUAACUCUGAUAUGAACAGGCAGUUGCGGGAUUCCGGAUUAGCUGUGACGUUGUAGAUGAAGCUCGCUGUGCAACAGAGGAAUACUAAACAUAAUAAAACCAAAUAAUUGUCUGCACCUAAUUAAAAAAAGUCAGCAUAUUAAUCUGAGUCGAGACUUCACGCAUGGACCUACCUCUUUGCAUUACUGCUUUUUUUUUCGCUUAGUAACAUUAAACUAAUACAGAGCCAAUAAUUUUUUUUGUAGUUUUUUGGGGUUGGGGCGCAGGGAGCAGUCCUGAAGAAGAGACAAGACGAACCAGAAUCAAAAUAUAUAUCAGAAAUUAAAGAGAUCAAGUUAGCUGUGAACGUCUGUAAUUAAAUAGAAUUAAAGUAUGCCUCAUCGACAUGAGAGCUCAUUGGUUGAAAGAUUUUAAGGCAGUUCAUAAUAGAUAGGUUAAGGGAGCAGGUGUUGCAAUUAAGUAAAGUGAAAGUCCAUGUCUAAGGGACGUUUGUGUUCAUUAGUUGAAGGCUGGGUUGGUUUUUUUUUAUAUUUAUAAAAUGACUUACAGAGAGAUCGAAAGGGAACUAUGAGAAAUAUAUGUCGAGAGCUCGAGUCUACUGGACAAAUGAUGUAAUUUGCUUGAAUAUAGAGAAAAUGUCCCCUUUGCAGGAAUUAGUCCAUUUGGGAAACUAUCGUUAUUCAUGUAAAAUAAAGCCUAGUCUACUUUUGGUGAAUGUUAAGUUUUCUAUGUUUUCAUUUCCAACAAUAAAUAUUAACAUUAAUAUACAUAAAUACAGGUUCUCAAUAAUUUUGACUUUCUGCUUGCGACCGGAACACACUGUUCGUUCACACUCACUAUGACCACAGUCUCUCUGCGCAUGCGCGCUCUUUGAUCUAGUUGACUAUCAGGAUGGUCUAGUCCACUAUAACACCUCCCAGAACAAUUACAAAGCUUGUAACAAUGGUACUUGACGUUGUCUUUGAGAUCUUCUGGGUAUGACAUAGUCUAAAGGUCUUGGAUGUCGAUAGUUAAUCUUCUUCUUCGGUGGACUUGGAGUUGCUGGAUGUGUAGACGUUUGAUGACUCAGGGCUGCCUGAGCUGUUGGAUAAAGACUUCCUGUCAUUAUAUCCACGCUUGGUUUUGAAUCUUCUCCAAAAAUGUCCUGUAUGCAGGAUUUAGAGAACUUGAGCUUGUAGUAUUUUUGGUACCACAAUUCUUGAACCAUAAAAUAGCCAAUUUGACUCCACGGAGACUGAGUCUUGAACAUUUUUAAAAGCUGCCAUAUUAGCUGCAUCCUUGUUCAAGUCCACUUUGUUUGUAGCGGGCGGCCAGCCCUCUUGACAAUAUCUAAUUACUGUAGGCACAGUAGUAUAUUUAAGUGACUCUUUAGCAAGGACUCCUGGGUCUGUUUGUCUGAUCUGUUUACUGAUUCGUUUGAUCAUACAUAUAGAAUCCAUGUCUGCUUCACUUUCUUCACCAUCAAACAUGUCAUCAGGCCCUGAGGGGAGACGACUAAGAGCAUCCGCAUUGCAAAGUUCAGCUGACUUAUGGAUUUGUUCACAAGCUUUACUCAAUGAGUUUUGAUUACGAACGUGAUUUAUCUUUGUUUGAAACAGUGCGUCUAUCGAAAUCCUGAGGUUCUUUAUUUUUGUUCUGCUCAACAAUUUUAAGCUGUGAUUUUUCACAGCUACAAAUGACAGAUUUGUAGUUAUUUCCCCUGCAUCAGCAUGUAUCUCAACACCUCCCAAGACAUUAAGUUAGUCACCAGACCCCGACUCGUACUUAACAGAUACUCGGCUAAAUGUGGGUUGUCCCAGCUUUCGCCAAACAGAUUCAGACAUAAAAUUUUCUCCGGCUCCCGUACCCAUUUCGAAUGCAAACCUAGUUCUUGAAUAAUGGGCGGGAUAGUUUUUAUUUGGUUUUUGCCUUCUUAUUCUUUUGAGAUGAAUUCGUUUCUGUUUAGGAGGAUUCUCUUUCUUAUUAAGACAAACUCUUUCUAGAUGUCCUCUCUAGUGGCAAAAGCGACAGAUCAUGUCUUUAUACUUGCAGACAUUUCCUUUAUAUCCUCUUCCUCCACACCUGCCACAAGUUCCAAUCGGAAAAUCCUGUCUUUGAGAUGGAGAAAAUUUCUCUGCUGUCUGAUGUUGCUUAUUUCUUUUUGUCUGAACCUUAUUGAUAGGAGUUUCAUCAUGGACAGAUUCUUUGGCACAUUUCGCCGCCUCCUCUGUUUCAACAGCUAUUUCUACUGCCUUGUUGAAUGAUAAUUCAGUGUCCUUCAUCCUUAACACAAUUUUCAAUACAGCCUCGUUCUUAAUGCAACACUUAAAUCUUGUUCGUAAAGCUUCAUCUAGAGCAGGGUUCUCAAACUCGUGGCCCGCAAGGCGGUAUUUUGCGGCCCGCUACAUGAAAGCAAAGUUUAGUCUUAAUGCGCUCCGCACUAGUUGCACUUUAUUGAAUUUGUCAUCGCUUUUUUGUGGAACUCUUAAUUUGGCCCAGUCUCAUUCAGACUCUACCUUCAUCGGCCCAGUCUCACUCAGACUUAACCUCCUGCGGCCCAGUCUCACUCAGACUUAACCUCCUGCACCAAGUCUCACUCAGACUCUACCUUCAUCGGCCCAGUAUCACUCAGACUUAACCUCCUGCGGCCCAGUCUCACUCAGACUUAACCUCCUUCGGCCCAGUCUCACUCAGACUUAACCUCCUGCGGCCCAGUCUCACUCAGACUUAACCUCCUGCGGCCCAGUCUCACUCAGACUUAACCUCCUGCGGCCCAGUCUCACUCAGACUUAACCUCCUGCGGCCCAGUCUCACUCAGACUUAACCUCCUGCGGCCCAGUCUCACUCAGACUUAACCUCCUGUGGCCCAGUCUCACUCAGACUUAACCUCCAGCGGCCCAGUCUCACUCAGACUUAACCUCGUGCGGCCCCAACUCACAAGUGGCUGCAUCCUGUCUCAUUAUAGCUGCCAAUUCUUAAAUUGUCUCCCCUGGUUUCCAAAUUGAAUCAGACCAGAAUUUGAUUCAUUCCCUGAUCGCAAAUUUGGUCCGAUCAAACUGAUCCAUCCUUACCCCAUAUACGUCUCCCAUGGUCAAAUAGUUUAUGUUUUGUGGUGGGUCUCUUUGUUGUACUAGCGUUGACCAUAUUUUAUGGAGUUCUGGGGUUUGGCUGGUUAAGAAAAUGUGUGUCUGUGGCACAUUAUUUGCUAACUCGAAGGUCACAUAUCUAGCGUAGUAGUCCGUGAAUGUUUCCUCAUUACUAUUGACACUUGUGAAUUUCAUAUUACCAGCCGUAAGGCCCCGUUGCUAGUUUUAACAGUAACUCAUUUUGCUGAAUAAGCCUUUGAAUGACGUCCAUUUCAGUUACGCAUACCUCUUUCGUUACGUGAAGUCCCUGGUGUUUAUAAGUCUAACACUAGUCAAUACUGGGUUGUACUGAGUUGUACUGGGUUGUAUUGAGUUAUACUGUAUUGUAGAUACUGGGCACCAUUUGUUAUGUCUUCGAUGUUUUCAUUUCCAACACUAAACAUUAAAAUAAUUAUACAUAAAUACAAGCUCUCAACAAUGUUGACUUUCUGCUGCUUCUGUUCAUUCACACACACUAUGACCACAGUCUCUCUGCGCAUGUGCGCUCUUUGACCUAGUUGGCUAUCAGGACGGUCUAGUCCGCUAGUCCACUAUAACAGUGAACUAAUGUGCACUGUAAAUCUACUCUUCCUGGUUUUUUAAACUGUUUGAGAUUUUACUUGACAUUCGUCUACCAAUCCACGCUGUGUCGAUCAGUCAAGCACUUUCAGUAAGAAGCACAAACACUUGACAGUGAUAAACAACAAACAAACAUUAAUUGACAGUGGUCACUUGAUCAGUGAGGGAGUGAGUAGGCGAGUGAGUGAGUGGGCAAAUGAGUCAGUGGGCGAGUGAAUCAACGACUGAGUAUCCCAGUGAGAGCUAUUGACUUAAAUAUAUAUAUAUGCAUAUGUAUAGUUGACACAAAGAGAAUAGACCCAUUUCCCCCCAUUUUUUUCCAGUCUCUCAGCACAGCAUGAUGGCGAUGACAACUACUGCUCCUCGUCCGACCGAUACAUCAUGGCGGCCGUCACCGGCACUGCUGAGACGGCGUCGACCGUGUACCACCCAUGGCAGUUUUCGACAUGCAGUGUAGAAAGUUUCAAAUCGUAUCUGAAUCAACAGCUAUUGACGUCGUAGGUGGCCAGAUGUUAGGCUUUAGGCAACUAAACAGCGGAUCAAACCGUUCAUUUCAGCUAUUUACUAUUAACUUUGAAAUUAAAUGAUUAAGAUCAACUAUGCUAUCAUACUUUCUUUUUGCCACCAGGCUCUAGUUAUUCAAUCCCGAGACAAGUUUGCAUAUAAUAAAUAACUUUGGUUUCAAAGCCAUGAAAACCUGCAUGUGGAUGUGAUUUUUUUAGAAUUUUUCAAAUAAUAGAGCUUCGCGUAUAAGUUAAAAAUUUUAAACUUUUAACGGAUCUAUUUACCAGCUAGAGAGUAAGUUAAACAGUAAAUGGCUUAGUGUCCAUAUGUUUUACAGACGAGGUGUAAUAUGUCUGGAUGGUCAUCCACCGAUGGACAACACUAUUCCGGACGUGAGUGGACGUCUGCUAGGACAAGAGAUACCACCUGACCAGCAGUGCCAGGCAACUCACGGGCCAGACUCCAGAGUCUGUAGAGUGAGUUAAGAAUUCAGUAUUGUAUUUUAUGAUGUUUGCAUUAAAAUUUCUCAACUUUGCACAUAAGUAAAAAUCUAUAAUAAAGUAAAAAUAUUGUAAACCCUAUUAGAGGGCGUCUGUUAAACACCGACGCGUCACUCCGGGGUGGGAAGCGGGGACUUAGAGACGUACAAUAUAUCCACCCCAGCCCCUAGAAAGUCCGGCCCGGUUUUCCUUCUCUGAUUCCGCAUCACUCGCAUAGUCAAUUGAGUGGAAGGGUGGGUGUGGCUGUUUGGGGGGCGGAAUGACCUGGCGUGCCGCUACGCGGCCCGACUGAAAUAAAGACCACUGGGGCAGUGGUUGAGGACUGGUCGGGUUAGCGGGGUAGGGUGCUGGGGAAGUCUUUAUGAGCUCUGGCUCGAUAGUUUGCUGAUCUUCUUAAGUAGUUUAGUUAGCAAAUAUAUUUCUAGUUUCUUGUGUUUUCAACAUUAUAUAAAUAGGACAUGUUCACUUUUGUCGGCAGAAUGGCUCGAAGCCAGGCGAUAUUGCUGUAACCAAUCGUCCUGGAUACCAAUUCCGUAGGGGGAUAACACAGACUCAAUGACUAUUCCGUCAACUCAUGCGGCGCCCCUGGUGCCACGCUAUUCAUCCUAUUAAAAUUAAUUAGGGUCAUCGGCUGCGUGGAGACGAGAAUCUAAUUGCUGAGAACUAACUAAGUCUCCAUAAAACCACAGGCAAUUUGAUUUCGCAUCUACCAGUGAAGCAAACCCCACUGGCAUCUAAUUGAGACGGAUGGAACCCCCCCCCCCUAACCUGGGGAUCGUAAGGCCCCUUUCCCAGGGGUUGCCUAAGACCAUCUGAAAACACAUAUACUCUACAGUUAUGAUUAGCAACAAAAAUAGCUUUGAGGCUUGGGAUCGCCAAAACAUGAGGAACUGCAUUAAAGGGUCGUGGCAUUAGGUCAGUUGAGAACCACUGCUCUAGAUCCACUUAUUGUAUAAUACGUUAUCAGGAACUAAACUGGGGUGCUGGGUGUCGGAGCGGUCUCAAAUGAGUCAAUCUCUAGUGAACUGAAGCACAAUCCCCGUCAAAAUCCUAGCCAAACUAAAACUCUAUAAGCUCCCCUUUUGGAUGGGAUUUGAUAACCUUGGAUGGCGACUCAACUAAGAGAGGGAGAACGCUGAACUUAAACCCGGAGAUGGAGUUCCGUAGGCGGAUAUCCUUGAUAAAAUAUAUAUUCAUGUAUAUACCAUAAAAUUUGUUAGCAACUUUAAAAAAAUGGAUUGCACUUGUGCAACUAAGUGUCUGAAUUGUACCCAUAAUACUUACAGUAUUAUAUUUACAAUUACUAUAAAGGGUGUACAAAAGAUUGGGUCAGAUGUUUGCCAUGCUUUGUAUUGCUUGGAUACUGGCGAUUAUCUCUGCUACCCAAAAGCAGCAUUGGACGGUACAACAUGUGGAAAUCUCAAGGUGAGUACUGAAAGUUUGGAGACGUGGAAAUAUCUUCUUUAAAGAAAAAAAAACUAAAACAGACCAUGUUUAGCAGUAAACUUUAGUUAUGUGGCUUAACUUGAGGCCUGUGGGAGCCUUUCUAUAUAAUACUGUUCGUUAUAUAAUCGAAUGAGGCCAAAACAGUAACUAUUAUUUUCUCGAAUAUAUUUUUGAUAUUUAUUUUUAUAUUUAUGCUUGAACCAGAUCUGUCGGUCCGGGCAGUGCGUCUCAGAUCCACAAGCACCGACAGCGGACGGUAAACAUAAUUCUUUUAUACUCUUAAUUCAAUUUUAUACUGAGCGAUGGGAAAUCUGUAUAACUGCUCAACUAAAUUUUCCAAAGAUUCAAAACAAUUAUCAAUGGGGUCAAAGGAAGGUUUGGUUAAUAUGCCGUGUGAGAACACUUGAGGUUACAGGCGGUGGUGGGUGGUUUUGUUUUUUUUUUAAUAGAGAAUGUGACGAUGCUAUGAUCUGAAAUGUAAUAGUAUUUUGUCCUGCUUACACGCUUGUGAUCGUUGUGUUUAAAUGGUCCAUCAUUUUUUUUGCAGAGAGCUGUGUGUUUGGAGAUCAACCAGGCAUCGUGUGGCAGGGAAUGACUUGUCCACAGUUCGUAAACUACUUUAAAGGAGUUUGUUAUAAUGCACAAAAUCAAAAAAUCUGCUGCAAGUCCUGUCGAGAUGCGUACAGCACACUUAGAGGUAGGCUUAUUUAACUGGAGUGGUCGCUAGUUGUGAGCAUUAAAUUGCUGGAUUUUAAAAUGGUUCAGCCGUGAUGCAUUGAACGCUCUAAUUAAUUUGUUUCUUUCAUUUGACUUUUUUUCGUGACUUUAUCCCUAAAUUUGAUACAACAUUUGUUAUAAAUAGGCAUUUAGCAUGUGAGGUGAGGUCAAAUAAAAGUAUUUUAUUUAUUUGAAUAAGUAUUUUACGAAUUAUAUUAUGGAAGGUGUAUAUUUUACGUUAGUAUGCAUAUUAGAAAGGUUGAUAUUUUAAGAUCAUAUACAUAUAUAUAAAAAUGCAAAAUAUUUAACUUUCAUCUAUAUAUAUACAUAUAUAGGUGAAAGGUAAAUAUUUACAAUAAUAUGUAUGUAAUGAAGGUAGAUAUGCUAGGGCAGCUGUUCUCAAACUGUGGGUCGCGACCCCUUCGGGGGUCACGGGACCCUUUUCCAGGGGUUGCCUAAGACCAUCUGAAAACACAUAUCCUUACAGCUAUGAAGUAGUAAGAAAAAUAAUUAUGUGGCUGGGGGUCGCCACGACACGAGAAACUGUAUUAGAGGGUAGCGGUACAAGAAAGGUUGAGAACGACUGUGCUAGGGGGUUGGAUUUUUAAAUAUGUUAGUAUGGUAUGUAUGUUAGGAUAGUAAGAAGCUUAAGAUAGUAGGUAUGUUGGAAUAAAAAGCAGGUUGAAAAAGUAGAUGUCUUAAGACAGUUAGCAUAUAUAUUAUAUAUAUAUAAGAAUGACUGACAUAACGCUAAAAGUGAGAUACGAUAUAAGUACGCUCGGAUUCCUAAAAACAAUCAUAGUUAUUUUCGUUUAUUUUACGGAAAUCGAAUAAGUUUUAAUGCGCAAAAAAUAUUUUAAAUCCACUUUUUUUUAAUUAAACGUUUUAGUAUUAUUAUUAUAAAUUACAAAUGCAUUUAAAGUAUCAACUAAUGAUCUAUUUUAAGCAUUUUAUAUGUGUUUGAAAGUUAUUAAAAAAUUAAAAAAUUAAAAAAAGAUCAUGAUCACAGAAUUAGACCGUAAUCACAUUAAUCGGGAAAACCCAAACAUCGGUUGUUUUUAGUGCGUUGAUUUAGUGCUUUGUUAAUAUUGCGAAAUAAAUAUAAAAUUAAUUUGUUCUAAAUAAUCACGCAAAUGACGUCAUAGUGCGAAUAGCCUAUUUCACCGAUACUCUCAGGUUUCUUUAAAUUUAAAACACGCGCGUGACAAAUUGAUCAUGUAUUUUCCUUCUUAAAACUAAAAUUAAUAAAUACAAUUGACUGCUUUUUAAAUUGUUAGUAAAAUACACUCAGUUUUGUUUUGUAUAUUUUAAAAAUUAAAAAGUAUUGCCUUUUUUUAAUUCCAAAAAUAUACUUUUAUUAAAUUUAUAACGCAAUAAAAAAUAAGCCUUUAAAUAUAAUUCAAAUAAGAAAAUGCUGUUUUAGUCAGUCAUUGCAGCACAACUCCAUAGCCAAAUAUCAUUUACUAUUCAAUUUACAACUCGUACAAAUAAGAAUAAACCAUAUUAGGUUAAAACAAAUGUUAGUUUGAGUAUGGAAGGGACUACAAUCCGGGGGAAGAUUUUCUAAAUCUCAUUUCAAUCUCGGUCGGGGGAGGGGUGGUUCAGUUUGCCCCAGGCAGCACAAAAUACGUCUCAAAAUAAAGGAAUGAAUUUGAUAAAUAAUUAACCGUCUUAGGUACAUUCAUAUCGGAGUUAGGAUAUAGGAUGUGUACAUUUAUACAUGGAAGACAAUAUAUUUAAAACCUGUGGUACCGGUAUUACAUUUUUGAAUAAGAGGUACUACAUUCUCUAUUUACAAAUAUGGGUAUGCUCAUUUUGUCCAAGGCAGCACAAGAUUCGUCUCGAAAUAAAGGAAUGAAUUUGAUAAAUAACUUAACUUCUUGGGUACAUACAUAUCGGAGAUAGGAAAUAUUAUGUUUACAUUUUCACGUAGAUGAUAAUAUAUUUAAAUUCUAUGAUAUUAUAUUUGUGAAAAAGGAGAUGUUACAUUAUCUUUUAACAAAUAUGACCUAUAUGUAUGUUCAUAAUGCUCAAGAUAGCACAAGAUACGUCACAAAAUAAAGGAAUGAAUUUAAUAAAUUAUAUAAUUUUCUUGGGUAAAUAAAUGUCGGAGUUAGAAAAUAAGAUGUGUACAUUAUCACGAGGAUGAAAAUAUAUUUAAAUUGUAUGGUAUUACAUUUUUGAAAAAAAAAAAGAUUUUUAAUUCUCUUUUUACAAAUAAACAUUGCGUUAACAAAUCUUGGGUACAUUUAUACAAGUAUACCCAUGAAUAUCAAAAUCCAAUCAUUUUACACACUUGAAAAAUUAAUUUUGAAAAACAGAGAUUUAGUUAAUAUUUACUUUCAAAAACUGAAAAUAUUUUUUGUUUUUACUUUGCAAAAAAGUAAAGCGAUGUGGAUUUUUAUGAGAAUAACGAUAUUUUUUUAAAGACACUAAAAUCUGUUAUAGGUGUGAGAAACGGUUGCGAGAUUCUGCUUUAGAUAAAAGAAUUCUUUGUUUUACUAUUUUCUAAUAAUGGUAAACUUUUUUAAAAAAGGCAAAAAUGUGUUUAAAUUUUUGAUGAAGAUAUCAAUAUAUAUCGAAUUCCUUUGAUAGAAAGCAUAUAUUUAAAUGAUAUAAAGCGUUUUGCUGUAAAUUUCAGAUAUUGUUUUUUAACAAUUUUUAGAGAAAAAAAAAUGUAAUUCAAUUGCACGAAAAUGGGUAAAUCUAAAGUUUUUCUCUAGCGUAGUAAUUGUCUCUCCAUUAACUUCUUUAGUGACAAAAGUGGUAUAAUUAGUGAUAAUUUAUAUUGGGUAAUUUAAUAUCAUGUUGAGAGGGAAAAAAGUAGUUUAGGGGCGUUAAAGUGAGUAGGUAGGCGUAUAAUAUGUAGCAAAUAAAUACUUCUCAAAACUUAAUGAUGUUAGAAAUGUAAAUAUCAUUAUAUUUUUAAAGUUAUAAAUUGGGAUGAAUUUUUGCAAUAGCAGAUAUAAAUUUUCGCAAAUGACCUACCAUUAUUAUCCCGAUACCAUCGGGUUAAUUAUUCUAGUAUAUAAGAAUAAUCUAUAAUGAUCGUAACUCCAAAAAAUUUGAAAAUGUGCGUAUACGUUCGGAUUCUUACAAACAUUAAUAGUUAUUUUCUGUUAUUUUACAAAAAUCGAAUACCAUAAAAUGCACGAAAAGCAUUAUAUAUAAGCUUUUAUUUUAGUAACAGUUAAAGUAUUAUUAUAUUAUUAGAAAUUACAAAUACAUUUAAAGUAACAAUUAUGAAAUGAUUUUAAACAUGUUUCUCGAAUCUAAAAGUUUUGAACACAAUUAUAAAUAAAAAAAAUAUGAUCUCAGAUUUGCAUCUUAAUCAAAUUUAUCGGAAAUUUCAAACAUCUGUUAUUUUUAGUGCGUUUUUGGUGCGUUUUGAUAUUGCAAAAUAAAAAUAAAAUUAAUAUAAUUUCAAUAAAUACGCAAAUAACGUCAUAGCCGUAGGUCUAAGUUUCUUAGGUUUAAUAAACGUGGGUAACAAAACUGUUGAUGUAUUUUACCCUUCUUAAAAGUAAAAUUAUUAAAUAUAAUUGAUUGCUUUUAAAAUUGCUAAAAUUUGCUGAAAUAAAAUACUACUUUAGCUUUGUAUUUUUAACUUUUAAUAAGUUUUAUUUUUUAUUUAUUACAAAAAUAUAACUUUAUGAAAUUUAUAAAGAAUUAAAAACUUAACCUUUAAACAAACCUUUAAUUUUUUUUUUAAAAUGACGUUGAAUACAAUGAGUGCAGUGAAACAACAUAGCUAAAUAGCAUUCACUAAUGCAGUUAUCCCUAAUUCAAAUCAGAACAAAGCGUAUGAAAUGUAAAAAAAAAAAUUGUUGCGGACGUAAAGUGGUUACAAACCCGUGGAUGAUUUUUCGUUUAAGACACGGUUUAGGAUUUGCGCCUAUCGCUCUAAACAUAACUAAUGCUGGUUUUCAAUUAGCUCUUUUUGGUUUAAAAAAAAUAUAUUUUUCUAUCGAAAUACCAAAAGCGUUUUUUAAGAAUAUUUAUGCAAUUCUGGGCACAUGAAUUACAGGUAAAUUAAUAUUUUGAAAAGAUACGUUUUUGUUGUGAAACUAAAAAAAUUUCUUGACAUGAUAAAAUCCUGCAGGUUGUGAAUACGGAGACCGAUUUACGAACUGCACAACACAAUUUUGCUCUCAACUCCCCGUAGACUGCUGUGGCACUUGCAACAACGGUGUCCCUUUCACCACCAAGCCAACGACCGCUGUCACUGUCACGUACGCACCGCGCCUUCCAACACAAAAUCCUGAUCCUGGAGGUGAGCACUGUUAAAACUGUGCUAAUGUUCUUCAAAUUAAAUUUUUUUUUUUUUAUAUAUAAGUCAGACUUCUCUUAAAUUGUCACGCUUAAUCCUCUUUAGCUCUAAAUUUAUUUUAAAGUACUUAUUUAUCUUAAUCGAAUUAUACACCAUUAUUUAUACUCCGGAGGAAAGGAAUAUAAAAAAAGGGAACAAAGAAAAUGUUUGUAUGGAAAAUUAAAAAUAUAUUUCGGCCCAUGGGGGAAUCUAGGAUUUCAAUUGUCAGGAUGAUUUGGCUGAAUGGGCCUGAGGGGGUUCCCGUUACCUUUCUUUAAAAUUAAUUAACACGCCCGGGUCUCAAAAAAUGAAAAAAGGCCAUUGUACAAUUGAUAAACUUAAAAAAAAUAUUAAAAAUACUGUAUCUAAAAAUGAAAAAAGAAUUACCAAACGAUAAGUAGGUAAGAUAUAACCCCCCCCCUCCCACACCCCCAAAUUUUAAAAAAAAUUUAAAAGUAAAUAAAAAAAUUAAAUUCACAGAAAUGAUCUUAACUAUAAUUAGAUAUCUCCAUGUAUCUUGUUAUGACUUGACAACCAUUUUUCACUUUUGACAAGUUCGCUCUAUUGCCUUGUUCACAGUUCAUUAGCAUCCAUGCUCGAAUUUGUGACCUGAUAAUCUUAAAAGCAAUAGUCUGUCUUUAGAUGUUAGUUCCGGAAACUUCGUUUACACGAAAAUUCGGAUGGUAGAAGAGGUGGUAAAAAAUUGUAACAAAUAAAUAGUAUUGGAUAUGCAUCUGAAUAGAAAUUAUAAUUGGUCAGUACAGUAAAAGGCACAAUUAAUUUCAAGAAGUAAUAUUUUCUGAAGUCAUUUUGGUCUGAAUGUGUCUAGAUCCAUAUCCUUGUUUCUGUUUAUAAUCGCUGUCUUCGUUAUGUAUUAUGUGUUACUUAUAUUGUGAUUUCAGUGGCUUCUGUAAAAUCGUUCAUGAAAUGGUUAAAGUUAGAAGUAAAAUCUUAGAUUCUUCGUGAAUUCUGAUUGCUCUCGCUUUAACGUUAAAUGGCUGCUUUUUGAUGCAGAAAAAUCCGAAAUAGCAUUGGAGACUCCACCAUGUUCAUUGAAAUCGCUCGUAUCGAGAGAUGACAUGGUUGCAGCUAUCUACCCAUUUAUUCUACAUCUUUUUCAAAAAUUAUUCAAAAAGGCCUUAAUUAUUUUUUUUUAAUUAAUUCUUCUUGAACUAAGAAAGUAUUCCGGUUCUGCUGACAUGGGAAACAACAGGAAUUAGGUCUAAAAUAUACACCGAAAAGAAAGGCCGCACUUCAAAAUGAUUGUUAUAAGGAAAUCGGAUCCUAAUAUUUUCCCGAAUGGAUUAGCUCGCCAUGGUUGUCGUCUAGAAGUUCUAGGCCAAAAUCUUCCAAAACUUUUCAUGUGUUUCAAAGAAAGUUUCGAUUUUUAAAAAAAAAUGUCAAAUGAAGAAUUUUUCUAUCCAUCAGAAAAGCGUCUCUUUUAGCCUUCUAUAAGAUUUUCCUUAUAUCUGUCUCUUAGAGUUUUCCAUAAGACUUUCCUUAUAUCUGUCUCUUAGAGUCUCCCAUAAGAUUUUCCUUAUAUCUGUCUCUUAGAGUUUUCCAUAAGACUUUCCUUAUAUCUGUCUCUUAGAGUCUCCCAUAAGAUUUUCCUUAUAUCUGUCUCUCAGAGUCUUCAAUAAGUUUUCCUUAUGUUGUCUCUUAGAGUCUUCCAUAAGACUUUCCUUACAUGUGUCGAAUAAUGCGGCUGCAUUCGAAGACUCAAACAUGAUGCACAAAAAUCCAAACAACUUUCUAAGGUGUACUGGCAUUUGACGGGUUGCAGCAUCUGUUAGGCUAGAACCCCAUUCUGCGUAUUUAUCAGCUAUUAGUUAAGAUAACCCUCGACCAUUUAUACUCUCGAAAGAUGUUACUUCUAUAACACUCAGAAGGAGAAUUCAAUUUUUCGCUAUCUGUGGAAUUAUUAUUAUUAUUAUUGCCAAUCGCAGAGUCGUGUCUUCUAAGACGGUGUUUUCUUUUUAAUUUUUUUUUGUAAUUGCAGGGAUAUGUUUUAGUGAUUGGGAAUGGUAAUUUAUAAAUACUCUCAAACUUUAGGGUCGUCCUGAUUUAACUUAAACCGAGACAGAAGUUUGGACAUAAUAGAUUUUUGCAGUACAGCUUCAUUUUCCGUACAAGGUACAAAACGUAUUGUGUGCUUACUGCUUGAGUUUUCUACUGCGUUCUUUUCUUUGUUAUAUUUUCAUUUCUAUUGUUGGCUGAUGAAGGCUUUAUGCCGAAACGUCCUUGUUUUUUGUCCUGUUACCUUAUUUCAAGCUUCCACAUACCUCGUUUCACUAUUUCAUUCCUUAGGAUGGGCAUUUUAUCUUUCCACAUGAUUAGUUUGGUGAUGCAUUUUGCAUUUCUCAGGCUCCAGCAUGUUUCAGUUACAAUAACAUAUCGAGUUUGCAAGUAGCUUUUUACUUUGCUCCAUUUAAUGGUAGCUUCCUAUUCUAUGCGAACAUUAACACAUUCUUCCCCUUCGUAAAGGUAUUUGAAAAGGUAUUGAACGUUUCGAAUUGAGCUACAAACAUCGAAGUUAACAUGAGCAUUGUAUUCCAGAUACAGGUAUGGGCUGUAUGGCAUGGUGACCCAUUUGUUAUCCACUUUGUUUCCUCAACUUUCAAUACUCUUGGCGUCAUCUCGUCGUUGAGUGCUUUGGAAUAGUUUGACAGUGCUGUUGGUCUCGCUACAGAAAUCAUUUGGUAAUUCUUUUGGUCAAUUUGCCUUUUUGCGGACAUGGUGAAUUCGGCUUUUACGGAUGACAUGCACCGUGUAUCAUACAGGAUUUUAUAUUUUGAUGUAGCCUCCAGAGGCCUCUUAAUUGGGGAUUUCUGCUGAGACAAUUUGUCGAUUCUGUCAGUCUCCCACGCUUUGUCUUCCAGGGCCAUCAAUAGCAAUAUAUGUAUGUGCCCCUGUGUCGUAGACCAUGACUUUGGAACUUGAUUAGGUAGAGCAUAGCUCUAAAUCCUCCGCAUCUGUGAAGCUUGGUCGAGUCUUAAGGUAGCAGAUUUAGUUUCAACUGAAAUUCUCUUGUUACUAAAUCAGGCUUUUUGCAUAGUUGCUGACUUUAAAGAACGUUCUCCAUUAUUUCCCUUCAUUUAGCAUAGCUUGAAUGUUUCAAAUAAGUUAGGUUUGUCAUUUUUCCUGCUGGCCAUGAACAUAGCUUCUCGGUAAUUUUGAGUUACAUUUCUGGGACACCCAAUAAAGGUUGAUGACAAAAUAACUUUCUCUCCUGGCAAUAUGUUAACGUUAUAAAAAUUGUGGUUGUUCACAAGUAAGCGAAUUUCAUCAUAGUCUUCAGCUCUUAUGGUAUUUUGAUUUUUUUUCUUCCGAAACCCAUUCAAAUGCGUUACCACGGUCGUGAAAUAGACAUCAACAAUGAAUUUGUAUGUCAGCUUUCCUGCGAUGAGGAACUGGUCAAAGUCUCCAUCGUGAAUUGCAAAACGGUAAGAAUAUCAUUGGACAUGUGACACAUUUCCUUGACCAACAGCUUUCUUUUGAUCUGUGAUCCACCCUGACUGCCCAUAUGGGAAAACCAAAGGGUAGCAUAUUGUGUCACAGAGUUUACUCAGUAUGUAUAUAGUGGGUAAAAGUGUGCUUUCUGGAUACACCAUCUGCCCUGUGACAAACGGCAGCUUGUCUACUCUGGCAGAGGCAGCGCUGUUUCUCUCAAGGAGCUCAUGAGUUACUCUUUGUAUCAAGAGUUUCAUGCUAUAGUCAAUCGGCGUUCGGUUUUCCCCAAUUGACCUAUAGAAAUUCGUUUUGUUCAAAUUUUAGCUUUUUAAAGCCGAAAACGUCACCAAUACAAACCACAAAUGAAUAGGUACACAAUUAAUCUCUACGCCAAAUGCGCUCACUAAAUAAUACAUAUACCUAUGAUGGACACACUAACUACGGCGUUAUAUCAUAGGUACACAUACAUAUAUAGUUCAUAAAUUAUUGCAGGGCGUUUUUCUGGUUAAAUCGCAACAGUUGUGAAAAUAAACUAAGCGAUACUGAAUGUAAUAAAUAUGACUAGUAGCCUAAUAACAACUAAUCUAAAGCCUUGCAUUUCAUGUUUGAUAUCACUAUAUAAACUAUUGAACCAUUAGGUCGAUAUAGGCAAGUAGUAUAGAGUCAUUAUGCAUAGAAAUUAUUUUGUUGACAGACGACGUUUGCCGUAACAGAGAGUUGAGCUGCUACUUUCUCAAAGACGACGCUGUGACCCAGUGCUACGACUCGGUGUUUAACAGAAAAUGCUGUCAGUUUUGUCAACAGCACCUGACAAAAAUACCAGGUAACGUCAGUUUUGUCUAACACAAUUAUCAGGUAAUGUCAGUUUUGUUAAAAGCAUCUAACAGAUACACCAGGUGAUGACAGUUUUGUCAACAUACUCGGACAAAAAUGCAAAGGUCAUUUCAGGUUUUUUUUCCCCCAAAAGGUAAAGGUUAUAAAUACCAAUAAUUAUGUGAGUGAUGUCAAGAACACAGCAUAAGGUAAUGUCCGUUUUUAUCAACACCGAACACUGUGAUGUCUCAACAGGACGUUUUGUGACUAAUUUAAGACAUGUUCUAAGUUUAAUUUAUUUAAUUCAUCCAAAGAAAAAUGUUGGAAAAAAAAUUCCAUGUUAUUUUCCAAUAUCUCUUGAAACUAUAUAUUCCAUUUGAGAUCACUGGCUCUUAAACCACCGAGGAAAAGAUAGUUCUAGUGUUUCAAGGUGCUCCAUAACCCGCAAAUAUAUUAUAUUUUUUAAUGGAAUUUAUCGAUAGCACGAAGCAUUCUCAAGGCCUUCAUUUCUGCAGUCUUGCAGGUGACACAAUGUGAUUCAAACUUUAGCUGGUUUCUAAAUAUACAUGUUCCAGAAAAAAAGAUGUACCACAGCCAACCUGUCAUCAAUCAUUUGCUUUGGUUUUUGUUUUGUUUUGCUUUCGUUUUUUUUUUAUUGUUUUCUUUUUUUUUCCCACUGCAUUUUCCUUUUGUCUUUGAUUUUGAAUUCGUCUUUAAAUUAUUUUUUUUAAAAUAAAAAUAACACCACCAUCAAAAAGAGAAAAGAAAGAAAAGUAAAAUCUUCUUUCUACUGGAAUUAUUGAUGUCAUUUAAUAAGGUUUGCCACAUCAACCACCGGUUGUGCUGCAUUUCUACAUAUUUCAGCAUUUAUUAAUAAGUAGAGUAAUCCGAAGAAGUGAAUUGAUCCAAAAGAGUAAAGUAAUCCCAAUAAAAUGAAUGAUCCCAAAUGGAGUAGUCCCAAAAUGAGUAAUAGGAACAGAUUAAUAUCAAAAGAUUUUUACAAAAAAAGAUUAACCCAAAUAAAGUACUACAAGUAGGACGUGCCGAUUAUAAGAUUACUCUAAAUAAGAUGUUAUUUCUUUUACUUUUUUUAUUCCAGGCUGCGAGUAUGGUGACCGAAGUCCUCAACUUUGCAGAGAUAGAAGCGUUUGUUCUUGGAAUGCCUACCUGUGUUGUCAGUUUUGUAUACCCCCCUCCACCACUGGUUACCCUUCUAUCGUGACCACUGACGAGUCCGGCGAGUCCGGGGCUGCAUCUGGAUGCUCAUUUGGGCCACACACUAUUUCUUUGAUACUUUUAGUAGUGUGUUCAAUGUGUCUAGCCUAUUAGUGAUGAUGGCUAUUUUGUUCAAUGUGUCUAGCCUAUUAGUGACGAUGGCUAUUGUGUUCAAUGUGUCUAGCCUAUUAGUGACGAUGGCUAUUUUGUUCAAUGUGUUUAGCCUAUUAGUGUUUGUCUUUGCUAUUUUGUGUCCAAUGUUUUUUUUAGCCUAUAAGUAAUGAUCUUUGCAAUUUUGUUUCAAAUAGUUUUGUAGUGAGAAAUAAUCUACAACUGUAAAGUGAAUGAUACAAAUGAAUCUGUGGAAAAAUGCGACACAUAAAAUGUGAAAAUCUGAAACAAAAGGACGCAACAAAACAACCAACGUUUCGGCAAGAAGUCUUCCUCGGCGAUCAAACAAAUAUAGUAAUUAAAAUACACUUGGCUGCACUUUAUUAUCUGAGAACAGCGAGGGGAAUGCACCAGAUAAGGGUCACGGCGAUUGGUUGUAACAGCGAGGGGAAUGCACCAGAUAAGGGUCACGACGACUGGUUGUAACAGCGAGGGGAAUGCACCAGAUAAGGGUCACGGCGACUGGUUGUAACAGCGGGGGGAAUGCACCAGAUAAGGGUCACGGCGACUGGUUGUAACAGCGAG
Messenger RNA from Lymnaea stagnalis (great pond snail), 36375 nucleotides. The record is from the annotation of a GenBank genome assembly. Lineage: Eukaryota; Metazoa; Mollusca; Gastropoda; Lymnaeidae.